GAAGUUCAAGUCAAACCAGUUCCAUUUUAGCGUUCGAGCGGCGCGCACGCGUUUCGUAUUUGGAAUUGACGGCAUUUAAAAAAAGUCGGAUUUCGAACUAAUUUCGUGUUGUAUGCCAGUGUGUUUUGUUGGAGGUGUAUUGCUGUGUUGGAAAUAUAAAUCUGUAACGGUUUUGUUAGUUUUGAAUAGUAAAUCGUAAAUAGGUUGUGUUUCGUCACUGGUGGGGGUAUUAUUUUUAGCAUUUAGCUUGUUAAAGCUGUUGGUGUGAUGUGAGACGGAUCUUAAUUUAGCGGUGCACAUGAGUGUGAACGCAGAGCCCAUCUGCAGUAAUUAAAGUAAAAUGAAAAAGAAGAGAAAACCAAACAGCGAAGUGAAAUAAAUAUAACAAAAAAAUAUUUUAAAAGCAUUUAUUUAUAAAAAAAGCUCGCAUGGUUUAAACGGACUUUAUCCAGACAGAGACUGGGAGUGAAAUAAAAAAAACAAAAUAAAAAAAAAAACACGGCUCUUUAUACAACUUACUCGUAUUCAUAAACAAACUUCAGGCCAUUUUCGAAAUCGGAACACAAAUAAGUAAUCGCCGUUUAAAAGGUGAUCGCUUUUGUUUAAACAUUUUUGGGACUGCCGCCUUUUUAUGUUUAUUUACCGUUUAAAGUAUUUUCGAAAAACAGUGGGAGUGCAAACACUCGAUUUUUGAACGCAGUUGAUAUUCUAGUCGGUAAUAAAUUAAGAAAAAGUAAAAAAAACGCGGGAAAGUGAAGUGACAUUUCGUGAAAUUUGACAUUUGGUGGUUUGGCGCCGUUUUUGGUAAUUUUUUGAGUGGGAUUGUCGUGAAAUUGUGUCAAAGUGGCUGGAGACGAGCAUUUGGACAUGUUGGGGGGGCCCGAAUGGGGGCAACGGGAGUCCAGCCCCCCUAGAGACGCUCCCCUGCCGAGUUUCGGCUUCACACAGGAGCAAGUCGCGUGCGUUUGUGAGGUACUACAACAGGCGGGUAACAUAGAACGCCUAGGCCGUUUCCUGUGGUCCCUGCCGGCUUGCGAGCGCCUCCAUGCACACGAGUCAGUCCUCAAAGCAAAGGCCAUGGUGGCCUUCCAUAGAGGCAACUUCAAGGAGUUGUACCGGCUGCUGGAGUCACAUACCUUCAGUCCGCACAACCAUCCCAAGUUACAGAGCUUAUGGCUAAAAGCACAUUAUAUGGAAGCAGAGAGGCUUCGCGGACGGCCUCUCGGCGCCGUCGGUAAAUACCGCGUCCGACGCAAGUUUCCUCUGCCCAGGACUAUAUGGGAUGGAGAAGAAACUUCAUAUUGUUUUAAAGAAAAGUCCCGAUCAGUGCUACGUGACUGGUACCUCCAUAAUCCGUACCCCUCGCCCAGAGAGAAACGGGAACUAGCAGAGACCACCGGUCUAACUACGGUACAAGUUUCAAAUUGGUUCAAAAACAGGCGGCAGCGAGACAGACAAGCCGAACACAAGGAUAGCAGCGGCGGGCCGGGCGACAAGCAGCUGGACUCGUCGUCGGACUCGGACUCGGACGCGGCGGCCGGCGCGGCGCACGCGCUGGCGACGCACGCGCCGGCGCCGCUCUACCCGCUCUACGAGCACCCGCUCGCGCACCUGCAGUACCAUCACUCGUGACCCACGCACCACCACCACUAGCUCCAGCACCAGGGACCCCAUUCUCCUAAUUUUACUUGAAUUCCCCAGUUAAAUAGCCAUUCACAAACUGACAACGAAGAUGAGCAAUAAAAUUGAUAAAACCAAUUCAAUCCUCAAUAUCAUAGUCAUAAAUAAGCCAUCACUUAAGAUAUCUCUACUAAAUUUAUGUUCUACAUGGUUAAUUAUAAUAAAGAAUCAAUUAACAAAUCUGAUCUGACGUGACGUAGCGCAAAAUUCGUAGUUAUGUAAACACACAAAAUUGAAAUCACAAGGGGCGGGAUUCUACAAAUUUUACUUAAGCGACAUACGAUUCACAUCCGAAUGAGAUCCAAACACGACUCAAUUACGAUUGCAUUCUGCUAUUUUUUCUUUAAAAUAAACGUUUUUAUCCGAUUCUGUGAUUCAAUAAUGAAUCAUAUUGUCUGCAAAUUAUUUACGAUUGCAAAAUGAUUGUAGAGCAAACUACCUGCUAGAGCAAAUGGCAGACCAAUCAAAUGUCAUUGGAAUGCGAUUGGUCUUAUAUUAAUAGCAGAAUGCUCGCUAAGGUUAAAACUGCUAUUGCGAUUCGAUUUACAUUCAAUUUUCACGUUAAUAACUUAACAGAAUUAGGCCCCAGUGGUUUUAAUAAAAGCGGUGGUUUGCAUGCGGUGGACUUGGGCCUUGACCAAUAAGAGGAAACACGUCAUAACACUUUGUUUUACAUAAAAUUAUGAUUCGGUAAGAUGUUAUCGCUUUCUAUUACGUUUAUUGAUAUUAUCGUUGAGUUCAUUAUUCAAGCAAGAAUGACUUACCUACGUUUGUACAUUCAGGGUCUUAGCAAAACAAACAAACUCUAAAUUAUAUCUGUUAGUAAAAAAUAUUUGCGAUGUAAAUCACUUCAUGACGGAUGAUCUUACGAUGAUCGAGUUUGACAAGUUAAUCGAAGCUACUGCAUGUUUUAAGCACUUCUCACCCAAUCAACAAAGGUUAAUAGAAACAGCUUAUUUUGUUACACAUUCAAAAUAAUCAUUUGAUUUUCGGUGGGAACUGUAUGAGUAUAAUAAUUAACAAAACGUAGAUACGAUGUAGUUUUAAUAAAUUAGUUGUUUGUUUCAAAAACUCAACCUCAAACUCAUUUAUUCAAACUCGGCUGCAAAACACCUCUUUUUGAACGUUAAAAUUUACAAAAGACGACCCCCAAAACGCAAACCCUUCACCACUUUCUAUUUGUUUUUGCUCUGAAGAAGUGGCGCAACAAACUCCCCAGCAACACAUGUCUGUUAGAAGAACCUUUUACAAUAUUUUCUUACACGAUAAGUGUUUUUACAACGAAUGCAGAAUAACGAAAUAAAGUUACUAAUUUCUAGCAAGAAUUGCAUUACUCUUGUUUCUAAGUACCUUGAGAUAUGAUAAUAUGCUUUGCAAGGUAAAAUAAAGAUAAUGUACUGACAACAACCAAUCGUGAUGGUCACGCAAGUAGGGCUGCCAUCUCGAAUUUUGCCAAACCCGGACAAACAUUAAUAAAAUCCGGACAUUUGGCGUAAAUCGCAUUUUUUCCCCGAACGAGUCGAUUUUUUUGUAAUCCAUUUACUAUUAACAUAAACUUCAAUUCAAUGAGGUAUUUUCUUACAUGAAAAGUGUCCGGGUUUUCCCCGGGUUUUCCCCGAACACUUCUUGUACCCCCGCCCAGACGGCCCCCGGACGGCCUCCAAACGAGGACAAAUCCGGGGAAACCCGGACGGAUGGCAGCCCUAACUGCAAGAGACAGCGUGUUAACAAAAAAAAUACAUAAGUACAGCAUUAUAAUUUAACACAAUACCUACAAAAAAUGGUCCCCGAAUUAUAUGAAGUAUAAACAUGUGUAAAGGCGAUGUAAUUGCCUUUUAACCAACUGCCAGAAAAUGGACACUGUAUAUCAUAUUCGUGAAAUUCUGCCAUCAAUUUUAAGAUACCUAUAAGCAUUUAUUGGAAGUUUUUGACAAUUAUUCAUGUAUUUUUUAAGAAAUCUCAUCAAAUCUUUUACUAUUCAUUCACUCUACUUGAAAAAUACAAUUUAAAAUGUCCAGGAGGUAAAUCAGCGAACUUUUCAAUUAAGUAAUAAUUCACUGUUCAAGCAUUUAAUUAUAGGUACAUAGUAAUAUAAAUUACUGUUUAUAUUUUGUAGCGAAGAAAAACUUCAAUGGACGAAAAUUGGAUCUAUACUCCACAAUAAAGAUUUUUCGAAAAUUUGAUACAUAUCACAAAUCAAUACACAGUUAUGAAAUCCAUUUUAGCUGUAAUUUAAAUUGUAAAAAUAAUGCUAAGUCAACACUGUUUAUGUCCAAAAUUUUAAAUUAAGUUUUUCAAAUUAUUUGUGAUUUAACACAUGGCUUCCUACAGCGAUAAGUUUAAGAUACCUAGAUAUUUUUAAUUUAUUAUUUAAUUAUUUUGUACAAUUAUUAUAAAUAAAAUACCAAUUAUAAAAUUAAGUUCUAUGUUAUAGUUGUUUUAUAAUAUUGUAAUAUUCUACAUGAGAUCUGCUUUUUUAAGAGCCGGUUUUUUAAUCGUCAUUCAACUUUUAUCUAAAGAAUAUUAUGUACUUGACGUUUUGACAGCGUUUGUAUAGAAAAUAGUUAUGUCAAACCGCUAUAUGAAUUCCUUAGAUGGAAGUUAAGGCGAGGAAGUGGUCAACAAUAAUUCCAUAACCGGCACGCGCAUCUAAGGCGCCAAAAGGGGUCGGAGCGUCUGAGCGGGGCGAGGAUAACAAUACGCGCGCUAGCUUAUAACUAAAAGUCGUAAGCGACAAAAUGGUUUUGUAAUUUUAUUAUUUAGAAAUGAUAAUUUGAUAAAAAAUCCUACUACAAUUUUAAAGAGUAUGUAUAUACUCAACUACUAAAAAAGUUAAGAGGCUUUAAUCGGUCCCGUUUGCCCAUAAUAUGUGAAUCUCUUUUUAAAAAGAGGUAUGUUUGAUAUAUUUUUCUCUGUUAUAAAAGUUACCUAAUCAUGUUUCUACAACUAACAAAAUAAGGUUUAUAUCAUGAACUUUCAGGUAACCAAGUUGUAUUUUGAUCCGUUUUGUAUUUACUGAGAAAAAUUGACAUCCUUGGCGCCAAAAAUUCCAAUUCGUCCUCUUAAUUAAUGAUUGAAAAAUCGGCCUUAAAUUAUAUAGGUAAUACGAUUUAAACAAAUAGGUAUAUAGAUCUUAUUUAUAGUAACUAAUGAAGCUGUUUUAAUUUAAAGUUAAAUGUUUAUUAUUUUUUAGCAUCAUCAAGAAUAAAGUUCAUACUGCUUACGAAAUUCGUUAAAAUUAAUAAUAUGUAUUUGAAUACCUAGGCUUGUAUUGAAUUAAUGAUGUACCUCUAAAUAACUGUUCUUUCUCGGUGGUUUGAAAAUAAAUACAAUUCUACAUAACUAACAUUAUACAUAAUACACAUUCUAGCUUCUUAUGCAAUAAAUAGAUAAUAAAUAAAAAAUACUUGUGAUAAUUCAAACUCAUUUGCAGUUUUUUAUUUAUUAAAAUAUUUUUUUUGUCACAUCCAACACAGAACCUGUUAAUAUAUUAUUAUUUAUUGAAUAAGUGAAAUAGUAAAAUAAUUUAUUGAAUUAAUAACACACACAACGUGCUGUACAAUAUAAUUUUAGUUCAUAUUAAGCUGAUUAUUAUUAUUUGGUAUCUUUUUAAACAAACGUGUGUUGUUCA
This is a messenger RNA of Helicoverpa armigera (cotton bollworm), 5311 nucleotides long. RefSeq names its product homeobox protein six1a. Gene Ontology annotation, biological process: regulation of transcription by RNA polymerase II. Gene Ontology annotation, molecular function: DNA-binding transcription factor activity, RNA polymerase II-specific; RNA polymerase II cis-regulatory region sequence-specific DNA binding. The record is from RefSeq and is a predicted model, not a curated record. The transcript has 7 exons. Bases 868 to 1632 code for a protein of 254 amino acids. Lineage: Eukaryota; Metazoa; Arthropoda; Insecta; Lepidoptera; Noctuidae. Gene Ontology annotation, cellular component: transcription regulator complex; nucleus.